AGAAGGUGUGGAGAUUUCGGUGCAUGUUUGCGUUGAAGGAAAUUUGUCGUAAGUUCCACCGAUAUGGCUUCAUCUCCCGACACAGCUCCGGCGGCGGUGGAGGGCGAUUCCGGCACAUUUCCGCCAACAGAAUCCUCCCAAGAGCUAGUGCCACCUCCCGAUCCUUCCUCCCCGAAGCCGGAAUCUCCACCACCACCAACGACGUCCGAACCGCCAGCAUCAUCUCCUCCUCCGCCUCCAGACGAGCCUUCCCCUUCUCCUCCACCACCUCCGGACGAGCCUUCCCCUUCCCCUCCGCCACCAGAUUCACCGCCACCAACCACAUCUCCUUCACCUCCACCUCCACAAAAUCAACCCCCACCCCCACCACCCGAUGCAUUCCCGCCCCCACCCCCCGACGUAGCCGCCUCGCCGCCCCCUCCACCGUCAAAUAACUCAUCCGCCCCGGCUCCACCGAACUCCGCCCCUCCACCCCCGAUAACCGUUUCCCCUCCGACACCGGCCGCCCUUUCGCCGCCUCCACCACGAGCCGGUGGUGCGCAAACACCUCCAUCUUCAAUUUCUCCUCCUCCUCCUCAUCCUCCACCAGCAGCACCCGCUAAUAGGGGCACCGAUUCUUCAUCGUCGGGCUCGAACGAUGCUUCGUCUCAGACUCAAUCCCAUGAUUCAAACACGAGUUCGGCCAUCAUCGCCGGAAUUGUCGCCGGAGGAGUGCUGGUUCUUGCAUUAAUCAUUUUCUUUCUAAUAUGUUCGAGGAAGAAAAAGAAACCUCGAUAUUAUAUGGAUCCCAUACAGCCCCCUAAAGGUAUACCCAUGCAACUUUAG
Erythranthe guttata (spotted monkey flower) is the source of this 825-nucleotide messenger RNA. Lineage: Eukaryota; Viridiplantae; Streptophyta; Magnoliopsida; Lamiales; Phrymaceae. The record is from RefSeq and is a predicted model, not a curated record.